UCACGCAUUGUCGAGUGGUCUCUCGUCGCCGGCUCCGAGAACUUCAAUAUUUCCUCCUCUAAGAAUAACUCCAAUUGACACCGUGAAAUUGUCAAUUCCCCGUUGAAAUAAAUCACGAUCGUCCGUGAUCAGUUGGAAAAUAACGCAUUAAUAAAAUGGAGGGCCUGCUGGAGCGUCUGCGAACCAUUGGGUACGAGGGGCCCUUGCUGGAGUCAAGUAGACUCCACGAAGCUCUGGGGAGGGGUCCCAAGUCGACGGACUUCACUGCCCUCGUGGCCUGGCUGUCAGAGCAAUUGUCAAUUUUCGGUAAUUUCGAGGAACGUGUGCAUCCAACAGCUAGUCCCGAAGACUCCAGUUCAUUUUUGCUCGAGUUGAGCACAUUCCUGAAGGAAUUGGGCUGUGUCAAUACUCAGUUCAUGUCUGGGAAUCUCAAUCAAAGACUGGGAACGAGGAGCGAGAGGAUGCUUCUGCUGGAGUACCUGAUUCACGAGCUCAUGGCUAGCAAAAUCAUUGAGGCGACGAAACCUGACACUGGGGCGAAGCUCCAAGUGACAAUUCACGAGAGUGACACUGCCAGGAGCCUCAAGGACAUGCUGAUUGCCCUGGAGUUUGGAAAACCUCCAGACAACAUCACUGCUGGUCAAUUGUUUAAGAAACUCGAGGAGAAACUGAAAACUGUGAUUUCCUCGGCUCCGAAGGAUUUGCUUGGUAAGCCACUGGUCAUGGGAGAGUUAUCGAGGGAACAAUGGGGGAAGAUUGAUCAGCUCCAGGAGGAAAUGCGGGAGGAGUUCACGAUCCGGAGGGAGAUGUUGCUGAAGAGAUUGGAUGUCACUGUUCAAUCGUUUUUGUGGUCAGACCGAAUAAAAGCGAAAGAGGGUCAACUCACCAGCUGUUACCACUCGAAACGCGACAAAAUGUCGAGUCAGCCGUCAGUAACAAUUUCCCAACUACUAGCAGCUAGAGACGAUCUGGCGAUAAUUGAAAAAACGAGUAGUGCAGCAGUGCGGAAGAACACCCAGAGCAGUGUCACAAAGGUCAUUAUAGGAGCUGUGCCAGAUAGGGGGGGCAGAACGAGUGAACAAGCCCCACCACCGCCGGAGAUGCCAUCCUGGCAGAAGGACAGAGCACCAGAUGCAUCCAGGGGUGGGCGAGGAGGCGGCAGGGGAGGGGGAAGAGGGGGUGGAGGUAAUUAUAGAGACCACAAGGACGCGUCCUCGAAUUUUGGACAGAAUAGGAACUGGCAGGACCAGCAGCAGAGCUCGGGGUCCUAUCAGGAUGAUUACAGAGGGGGCGGAUUAAAUUCGUGUUGA
Diachasma alloeum is the source of this 1310-nucleotide messenger RNA. Its product is annotated as protein FAM98A. The transcript has 5 exons. The record is from RefSeq and is a predicted model, not a curated record. Lineage: Eukaryota; Metazoa; Arthropoda; Insecta; Hymenoptera; Braconidae. Gene Ontology annotation, cellular component: tRNA-splicing ligase complex. Bases 156 to 1310 code for a protein of 384 amino acids.